UUUCACGAUAGACAUAGUGUUAAGAAUAAAGAAUCUAUUGGUGUAGGAGAUUUUGUACUCGUAUAUGAUUCCACUCUUGAUAAUUCACCUAAAAAAUUUGAUUACCGAUGGAAUGGGCCCUAUAUAGUAAGGAAAGUGGGUAGUCAUAAUCAGCUAUAUCUGAUGGAAGUAGACGGAAGUGAGUUGCGGGAGCCUUUUACUAGAAAUAGGGUUAAGAAACUAAAGAGAAGAUCAAAAUUUACAGAUGUCGAACCGAUCGUAAAUAAGGUUGGCUUCGGGGACGAAGGCCAGGGAGGGUCUAGCUCCUGUCACGAGCAGGAUUGGUUCUCUGAAGAAAUUUGGAUCCCGAAACAUGUAGUAAGAGGUGUGACAAUAGAGGGAGGAUGUAACAUCAUCUAUCUCUCCUGA
Molecule: messenger RNA, 408 nt
Organism: Scutellospora calospora
Lineage: Eukaryota; Fungi; Glomeromycota; Glomeromycetes; Diversisporales; Gigasporaceae
Source: the annotation of a GenBank genome assembly